AUGCUAGCGUCACAUCAGAUCAGUCGAUUAGAUAGUAGUACUGGCACCCCUGAUAAUGAAUUUUCAGACGCCAAGGUCAUUGAAUCGUUUGUCAACUCUUACGAGAGCUCAGGGUACACCGCCUACACGAAAUUAACAAAAGCCGCCACGAAAAUUCUCACCGAGAAGCUGGAGCAAAAACAGAUAGUUUACGAAGUGUACAACCGGGGACACAAAGGCUUCGCGCAGGGAUGGGCGAAAGAUCCAGCAUCAGUUAAAAGGACGAUUCGACGGCGCCGGAAAGAAAGAAAGAUGCCGUACGAACGACCCGACGAGAUUGAGAAUGAUAUGCACGAUCUCGCAGGUCUUCGUGUUGCUCUAUACUACCCUAAUGAUUUCGAAAUGGUGGAUAAUAUCAUUUGGGAACAUUUUGAGGUAGCAAAACCCUCGCAAGACUGGCCCGAUCAACAUACCGGCCCGCGUCGGUACCGAUCUCUCGAUGGCGAGACAGAUAACUUGAGUAUAUCGGGAAGGAACAGUCGCUUCCCCGGGUAUUUCGCUCGACACUACCGUGUCACACUUCGGGAAAUGGAUGUGAGCGAGCCAGCACUUGAGGGCAGGAUUGUGGAAAUACAACUCGUCUCGCUCUUGAUGCACACCUGGUCCAAAAUACAUCAUGAGCUUGUGUACAAACCUCGACCCGGAAAACCUGAGGUAGACGAAGACGACGAGCGCCUCCUUGAUAUCUCAAACGGUUUAAUGAUUGCUGGUGAACAGGUUCUACGCCAAAUACAAAUCAACCUCGACUACAAAAAGAGCCGGGCUCGUCUCCCUUUCAGAGAUUUAGAUGACUUGUGGAGACACAUACGAGGAUGGGCAGCAGAACGCUGGGAUCGGUUGUCUGAGAAGCAAAGAAAAUUCUUUGAGCGCGGACAAUUCACAAGCCCGCUCCUUCAGUUAAGCCCCAUGCUGUAUAACUCACUUCUUGAGCUCAGAAUGAAUAAUCCGGAAUCGAUUGACGUGAUUUUCCAGGCCGCCUUUACUGCGCGGGAGAAGUUGAGCGAGUCCGUUACUGCGCAUGGCCCUUUCAACCUAGCAAACACUUGGGACCAUUUGUCGACGGCGGAGUUCUUAUAUGUGGGAUUAGCAGACGUCUCACGAGUGAUUGAGCAGGAAAACACGCAACUGAAGCUCCAAAUUCCAAACUUGCCAGUAAUCCCAGGCGACAACAGCAGGCCAUCUCGUCGGGGGGGUCAAUAUUUCGAACAGGGCCGAAUUAGGUCGCCUGGUGCGCUACUAUGCCAUAAUAAUCUGCAAUUCCUUACGAUGGUUCUACCUGCGUACGAGAUUGUUCUUCGACUGGAGUGUGUCUCAAACGACCGAUUUCAUCGCUAG
Penicillium cosmopolitanum is the source of this 1374-nucleotide messenger RNA. RefSeq lists its product as uncharacterized. Bases 1 to 1374 code for a protein of 457 amino acids. Lineage: Eukaryota; Fungi; Ascomycota; Eurotiomycetes; Eurotiales; Aspergillaceae. The transcript has a single exon. Gene Ontology annotation, biological process: guanosine tetraphosphate metabolic process. The record is from RefSeq and is a predicted model, not a curated record.